Arctia plantaginis is the source of this 1065-nucleotide messenger RNA. NCBI's taxonomy places the organism in Eukaryota, Metazoa, Arthropoda, Insecta, Lepidoptera, Erebidae. The record is from the annotation of a GenBank genome assembly.
AUGUCAUCGCAGCCUAAAAUUAUAGGAAACUCGGAUUCGAAAUCAGAUCGACAAUUAAAAAAAUACAAAGACAUUAUGAGUUAUAGAAAUGAUGCUACAGAAAAUGAGCACAACCUCUUGUAUCGAGCAGCAAUCGUUAGAGUAUAUGACGCAUCGAAACGAAAGGAGGGCUAUAGGGUUCCUAUGGUUCACCUUGUCGAUCUAUUCAGUAAAGAUAGCAUGAUGGUGGAUUGGAGCGAGAGUUCUGGAUUACCGUGGUGUGAGAUGAAAUAUGAUACAAAGGGGCAAAUCCGAGAUGACCCAGAGGCCAUAAGGCAAGUGAGAAAGUUCUGGCAUCUUGUAAAGGACGGAGAUGACGUUAUUUUUCCUGAUUGUUUGGUCCACACGCAAAAUAACAAAACAGCAGCUACCAGUACAGUGUGGACGUAUCCUGCGACAGUCAAUUUCGGAGAAGCAGUCUUUACAGUUGGACUUUUAAAAGCAUUUAGUGAACAAGGGGACCUCGGUGUUAUGGCUUACGAAUACAUCUCUAGUGCUGAUGGAAGAGACCGUUUGCGCAACAGGCUUCAUCAACAGGACAGGUUCUUUGUAAGACUAAAUUUUGAUGAGAAUAGUGUACCAUCUUGGGUGAUACAUGAAGCAUUUCGUAUAUUAUGGUCUCAUAUAGAUUUUAAACAAUAUGCAGGCGGUGGAGUACCCGAUGCUGAAAAAAUGUUUCGAAUGCUUGAAUGUAUAGAAAAUUACUUUAUCAACACUACUAUUAAGCUUCCGAAUGGCUUAAGACUCAUGAAAUCAUGUGGAAUACCUCGAGGUAGUUACUUUACAUUACUAGUUAGUUCAGUGGUGUCUCUAAUACUUCUAGAAUAUUUAAGUCUCCACAUUGAUGGGACAUAUACCGAAGACAGCGUUGCCAAUGGAAAUGAAUGUAUCGCACGAAUUAGCUCUUAUUGGGAUUUAGAUUUGUGUCAAAGAGUUAUUAAAAAAGAAUUUGGCAUAACUUUUAAUGCACCUCAAUGUCAAAUGAGCAAAAAUAUAAAAUGUAUACAUUUCUUCAAAAACACAUAG